AUGACUAAGGAAUAUAUAUCAAACAAAAAAGUUUAUGAGCUGCUAUCAGAAGGAACUUAUUAUGGAUAUGAAGAAGAAUUAAAAAUCAUUUUUGAAACAAGAUAUAUGAAUAUCUUGAGUUAUUUAUGUCCAUCAAAUAAAAGUAGUUUUGAAGAUGAGAUAAUAUCAUUAAGGAUACAAAAAUAUAUAAAUGAAUAUUUAAGUUUUAAUAAUUCAACAUCUUAUUUUUUUGGUUUUUCAAAGGAGUUAAUAUUUCAUUGUUUAAAAAUAUAUUUUUCAGAUUUAGAAUAUGAGGAAGUAGAUAUUAUGAAAUCAUGUAGUCAUAGAGAUAUAAUGAAUGAUAUGAGCCCACAUAAUAAUCAUCAUCAUCAUAAUAAUAAUAAUAUUAAUGUUGGUGGUGAGAAAUAUAAUUGUGAGGAUGAUAUAAAAUUAAUAGAAAGAAUAAAAAAGAAUAGAGAUGUUUUAAAUAUGGAUAAGUUACAUUUACUAUAUUGUGAUGAAUAUUUUUAUAUAUUUAAAAAUAUAUUAUAUGUAUUAAAAAGAUGUGAAGUAUUUUAUUUUUAUACUAAUUAUAAAGUAGAAGAGUUUUCAUAUGAAGAAAAUUUAUUAUAUGAUUUAUUUUCUAUAAUAGAAAAAAGAUUUAAUAUUCAUGAUUUAAUUCAAAUAUAUUAUGAUACAUAUAAAGAUACAAAUAAUUAUUUUGAUUUAUUAAAAAAUAUAGAUAUUGAAAAUAUAGUAUGGAUAUAUAAAUAUAUAUUAUUAUUUUUAAAUAUACAAAUAUAUUGUAUUAAUAUAUUUUUUUAUUUACAAUUAAGAUUAAAUAUUUUAUCUCACAGUAAUAUAAAAUCAUAUUUAAAUAUAUUUUUUACAUUUCCUAAUUUAAGUAUAUCAAAUACAUAUAUAAAUGAAGAUAUAAUUACAAAUACAUUGCAACAAAAAGAAUAUUCUAUAAUUUUUUUUAUAUGUUCUAUAUGUAAUAUAAUAACUUAUGAAGAUAUUCAUAAAUAUAUUAAUUGUUAUUUAUCUAUUAAUUUAUUUAAAUUAUUUUUUUUCUUUAAAAAAAAUAAUAAUAAUAAUAAUACAAAUGAUAAUCCUAAUCAUUAUGAACACAAUAUAAAAAUGUUAUCUGGAUCUUUACCAUAUUUUCUAGAUAUUUUAAAAAAUUUUAUUUUUAUAAAUGAUAAUUUUGUUUAUAAAAGAAUAUUGAUUCAAAUAUUAGAAAACUCAUUAUAUAUACAUUCAGUUCAGCCCUUGGAUUUUCAUAGCACUUUAAUUGACAGUUCUGGUUAUAGAACACCUCACUCUAGAAAUGACAAAGAAAGAUUCUAUAAAAGUAAUGUGGCAUUUGAUAUUAGUGAUAGGAACAAUAAAAAUGGUGAUAUUAAAAGUGUGAAUCAUAUUGAUAAUGAAAAUGAUAAUAAUAAUAGUAAUAGUAAUAAUAAUAGUAAUAAUAAUAGUAAUAAUAAUAGUAAUAGUAGGAAUAACCGUUGUGAUAAUCUUAAUAAUGAUGGUAGUAGUUUUUUUCAAACACCCAAUACUACAAACGAUCAUAAUAAAGGUGAUAGAAAUGAUGAACAUAGUUUAGAUUUAUCAUAUGUAGAAAAUAAGUUAAUAGAUUCAAAUAGAUGUAACACAAAUUUAGAUGUAAUAAAUAUAAAUCUUUCACUUGUUCAGAAUAUGAAAAAAAAUAUUCAACAAAAAGAAUUUUUUAGAAAAAAUAUUAAUAAGAAUCUUUUUUUAAAUGUAUGUAUAUUACUUUUUAAAAAACAAAAUUUUCUAUUAUAUACUCAUGAUAUAAAAAAAGAAUAUAAGAAUAUUAAUACUUGUCUUGAAUAUCUUAAAAAUGAUUAUUAUCAAUAUGAUAUAUAUUCUUUGAAAUAUUUUUUAUAUAAUUAUCAUUAUAAAGAAACUGAAAUUAUAACAAAUUAUAAAGAAAAAAAAAAAUGUUUAUGUCCAUUCAUAUCUGUAGAAAGUAAAAAUAUUUUAUUAGAAAUAUCUUCUCUCUUUUUUUCAUUUGAUUAUUUAAAAUUUUAUAUUGACGAAAAUAAUAUAUAUGGUAAUAAGAAAAAAAAUGAUAACAUUAAUAAUAUAUAUGAUAUUAUAAAUAAACACAAGAAAAAAUAUGAUAAACAUGAUAAACAUGAUAAAUAUGGAAAAAAAACAAAAAAAAGAAAAGAAAAGAAUUUUAUUGAUAAUAACAUAUUACAUCCAGUUAUUUUAUACAAUGUAAAUAGAUUAUUAUUAGAUUUUUUUUAUGAUAAAAUAAGUAAGGCAUCUAUACAAACGUUAAUAAUAUUUAAUCAUAAUUUAUUAUCAAUAUAUAGAAUAUUAAAAACAUUAAUAGGUUCGAAUUCUAAUUUAAUAAAUUUCAAUGAAGUGACAAAAAUUAUUGAAAGAAUAUCAAAACAAGAAGGACAUAUAACAAAGAAUGAAAAUAAUAAUACAAAUGUAAAUAUAAAUGUAAAUAUAAAUACAAAUAUGGUUAUAUUAGAAGAUACAUUAUAUUAUAAAAUAAUAUAUAUAUUAAGAAAAAAAAAUAUAAAUAAAGAUACCAUAUAUAUAACUUAUAUAGAAUAUUAUUAUAUUCUAUUAGAUUAUUUUUGUAAAUAUUUUUAUAACAAUAUGGAUACUUACUUUAAAUAUAAUUAUAUGAAAAAAAAUAUUGUAGGAAAAAAAUAUGUCAAAAAUAAAAAUGGGACUGAAAAAAAGGGAUAUAAUAAAAAUGACAAUAAAAAUGACAAUAAUAAUGAUAAUAAUAAUGACAAUAAUAAUGACAGUAAUAAUGAUAACCACAAUGACAAUAAUAAUGAUGGUGAUAUAUUAUAUUGUGAUGAUGAUAAUGAUAAUAUAUUUAUAUUUUUUGAAAAUAUCGUUAAAUUUUUUUGUAAUAUCUUACAAAUAAAUAAAUGUUUUCAUAUUCUUAUAGAAAUAAAAUUAAAUUAUUAUUUUAAAAUACCAUAUGAUAUAAAGAAUACAUUUAUUAGUUUAUUUACAUAUUUAUUUUAUUUUUCUUUAAAAGUUCAAGAAUUCUCAAGAUUUAAAGUUAUGAUAAUACGAUGUUUAUCUUUUUUGUUGAAAAAAAAAAAUAUUAAUAAAUUGAAUGCAUAUAUAUUUCAAUUAUUUUCAUAUCUAGAAAAUGAUCAAAUAAAUAUGAAUGAAAAACGUAUGGUAAAUAAAAAAAAGAGUUUAAAAUCUAAGCAGCAUUAUAGAAAUAAAGAAGAGGAACAUUCAAAUAAUAAUAAUACCAUGAAUGAUAAUAGUGUUAGUAAUUUAUAUCGUGAUGUAGAUAAUGAAGAUGAUGAAAAUUAUAUGGAAAGAAGACAAAAUCGAAAUGUAUUUUCUAAUAUGAAUGAUGAUAAAUAUAAUAAUUUGUUAGAUUUUAAAUACACAAAAGAAAAUAUAGAUAUAAAAGAAAACUUUAGAAUUGAUAUAUCCUUUUUAAAAAUAUUUUUUUUACUUAAUGAUGUUAGAAAAAUUAAUUUGAAUGAAUCUAAUAGAAAGAAUCACAAAUUGGAGGGUAUAUCAAAGAAGCGUAUGCAAAAAUUAAAUGUUGAUAGAUAUACAAACAAUGAAAAUAAUGAUAACAAUGAUAAUAAUAAUAAUAAUAAUAAUAAUAAUAAAUGUAAAGAUAGGAAUAUAUUUUUAUCAUCACAAGAAGAAGAAAAGUCAAAAUCGUCUGAUUCUAGUGAUUCAUAUUCUUCAUCUCAAUAUGAAUCAUCAAAAAUGUCAUAUGAAAACGAUAUAAUUAAUAUAAGUGACAAUAAUAAUAGUAAUAAUACAAGUAAUAGUAAUAGUAGUAGCUGUGAUGAUGUCGAUCCUUAUAAUUAUAACAACAACAAUCAAGAUAAUGAUUGUAAUAAAUUCGGUGUUGUUGUAAAUUAUUUUAAUGUCCAUAUGACAAAUUUUGAAAAAAGUUAUAAUAUAAAUUAUGUUUUAGAAGAUAUAAGUUUUGAUGAUAUAUUUUUAAUAAGUUUAAUAGAUAUAUGGGAUAUUAAUAAUAAUAAAAAUUUAUUAAUUUUGAUUGAUGAUUUAUUAAAAAUUUAUGAAGAAGAAAAGAAGAAGAAAAUUUAUUUAUGUACUAGUUCAAUUUUAAAAAUAUUUAAAAGAAUUAUUAAAAAGAAAAGUAAUUCAUAUUUUUUAUUUAAUAUUUAUAAAGCAUUUGAAAAUGAUAUAAAAUUAAUAUUAGAUAGUAUUAAUAUUUUAAUUAAGAAAUGGGUUGUUUGGACUUUUAAAAAUUGUGAUAAUAUAUUUAAUAGAGAAAAAAAUAUUAAUAUAAAAAAGUUAGUAAAAUUAUUUUUUAUAUCUUUUUAUAAAUAUUUAAAAAAUUAUUUUUUACAAAUUUAUUAUCAUUUUUUUUAUAAUAUUCAAAUAUAUAAUAAAAAGAAUUAUAAUUUCGAGAAUUUCUUUUUUUCUAUUUUUUCAAAAUAUAUUAAUAAAAUAUUUGUAGAUGUAUUUUCAUCUUCAUCAUUUGUUUUUAAUGUAUCAAAAUUGUAUAUGAUGAAUAUGUGUAUAUCUAUAACAAAUGAUAUGAUUGAUGUUGUCAAAUAUGUAAACAUGGAGAGAGUAAAGCAAGUUUUUUAUGAGUAUAAUAUAAUGAAAGGAAUUCAGAUGAGUAGACACCACCAUGAAGGUGAUGCAAAUUAUAGUGAUAAUUAUAGUGAUAGUUAUAAUGAUAGUUAUAAUUAUGAUGAUAAUUAUAAUGAAGGUGUGAAUUAUUAUAAUAACAUUUAUAAUAAAAUUAUAAAAAGUUAUGGAGGAGAAUUAAAUGAGACCAUACCUUUUAUGAACUCAGAAUCAUAUAACAAGAUGAAUGAAGAUAAUAUACAUCAUUCUAUUAUGAAUACAAAUGGCUUUAAUAAAAUUAUGAAAAAUAUUAUUAUAAAUCAUAAUAGUUUAAUUAAAGAUAAUAAUGAUAUAUAUACAAAAAAAAGAAUGAAUAUAUUUCAAAUAUCACCACCAACAACAUCUGAACAACUUAUGAAUAAUCAUUAUACUUUGAAUUAUUUAACAGAUAUAAUGUUAUUACAAAAAGAUUAUAUAUAUAAUAUUGAUAAUAAUAUGAAUGAACAGAAUCAAAAUAAUUUCUUCAAACAUUUUUACAAUAAUAAUAAUAAUAAGAAUAAUAAUAAUAAUUUUAUGGUAGAUUAUCCAAAUUAUAUUCUACAAAAUAAUAAUAAUAAUAAAGAUCAUUUGACAAUAAAAAAAAGAUCACCACCAGAAUCAUAUGAUAAUAACUAUUAUAUGUUUAAUAAUAUUAUAAAUGAAGAAGAAAAUAUUAUUUUAAACAAUAAUAGCAUGUCUUCAAGUAUUUAUAUUGAUAAGAGAUUAAUAAAGGAGGAUAACCAAAAAAUGGAACCAUUUUUUAAUAAAAUUACAGAUAUAAAAAAUAAUCAUAAUAAUAAAUAUACUAAAAAUAAUGAAGAAAAUGAACUAAUUUUAUAUUCUUAUAAUAAUAUAAUAAAAAAUAAUAUUAUUUUUGUUCAGUUUUUUUUCUACACACAAAAUGUGUUAAAAAUUAUAUUUCAAAAUAAUUAUAUAUUUUUCUUGAGUGAUUUUCUUUUUAUAAAUUAUAAAAGGAAAGAAUGCAUGAAUGGAAAGAAAGAAAGACAUAAUAAGGAAGAAAAUAUGAACAUAAUAAAUGAUAAAAAUAUAGAAAGAAAUAUAGAAAGAAAUGAUCUUAUAAGCAUACUUACAUACCAUUCACAAGAAUGUUCAUUCUAUUAUUCCAUAUUCAAUAGCAUAAUAAAUGAUUAUAAUUUUUUAUAUUAUAGCAAAAAAUAUGAUCCUGAUUUAUUAAACUGUUUUAUAAUGAACACACAUAAAAAAAAUAAAGGAUAUUCAAAAUUAUAUAAACAAAUUGUCAAUAAAAUUAUUUAUAUGUAUACAACAAUUUUAAAUAUAUAUUCCAAUUUUUAUUUUAUUAAAGAAGUACAUGAUAUAGCAACAAAUAUAUCAAAUCAAAUAUUUUCUCUUUUUGAUACAUCUAAUUUUAUGUUGAGUCUAUUUCCUAAGCAUUCUUAUAACAUGGUUGAAGGGAAUAAUAGUGUGAGCAGAUCCUUAAAUAACGAUAUUUUAUACAUGAAAAAAAAAAAAGGAGAAAAUGAGACGAGAGAGAAUUUAAGUUUAUCUCUUCUUUCAUUUAUUUUACAAGAUUAUAAAAAUAGUUGUUCUUUAUAUGAUAGUUUAAAUACAUUUUUUAAAAUAAAUAAUUUUAAUAAUAUAUAUUUUAUAUGCAAAUAUAACAAUGGAUAUUUACCUUUAGAGAGUGUUAUAAAGCUUUUUAUACAAUUAAUAUUUUAUCAUUUUAUAAAACUAAUAAAUAUAAAUGAUAAUAUAAAUUCUUAUCAAUUUUUAGAUUUAUCAGAAUAUAAUAGUAAUAAAUGUUAUGAGCUUUUAAGAUUUUUAUUUUUUUUUAUUAAACAAAAUGAUUUAAUAUCUCUAAAUAUUUAUAAAUAUAUAUUUGAUCUACUUAUAUAUAUUAUAGAACAUUAUAUAGCUGAUGUUAAUUAUUAUUCGUGUAGUGGUAUGGCUUGGAAUAUAUAUUUUAAUAAAAUAAAAAUAUUGAAUUUAUGUCUUCAUUUUUUAAACUCUAUAUAUUUUAAUAUAUUUUUUGAUGAUAUAAUAAAUGAUGAACAUGUUACAAAUGAAGAUGAAAAAAAUAAUACAACUGACGAUAAGACAAAGAAGCAUGACAACCAUCAACAGAAACAAAAAGAAGAAGCAAAUAAUAAAAAUGAUAAAAAUGAUAAAAAUGAUAAUAAUAAAAAUAAUAGUAAUUGUAAUAGUCAUAGUAGUAAUUCCAAAAUUAUUGAUGAACAUAGAAAAUCACGAUUGUGGGGUAUUAUAGAAUGUAUAUUUUAUAAUGUUAUAAAUAAAUUACAUGUUAAUUCAAUAAAUUGUUUAAAAAAAAAUAAAAUUCAAUCAUAUAAUCUUGAAGAAGACAUACAGAAUGAAUUAAAUUAUAAAAGUUAUUUUUUAAAUUAUAAUAAAGAUUUUAAAAAAGAAAUAUAUUAUUAUUUAUAUAAUUUAAGUAUAGCCAGUGAAAUAUUUGAAUUAAUAAUUAAAGGAAUUUAUAUAAAUGAAACAAAAAUAUAUCCUAUAAUUAUAAAUAUUUGUUAUGAUAGAAAUAUAAGUAAUAUAUUUUUUAAUAUUAAUUAUGAUAAUUUAAAUAAUAUUCUACAAAAAUAUAUAUAUUUACAUAAAAACAAAAAAGAUCAUUAUAAAAAUUUAAAAUAUUUAUUAUGUAAAAAUAAAUUUAUAUAUAUGAAUAAAUAUAUUUCUUAUAUAGAUGAUGAUGAUAUUAUUAAUAAUAUGUUACAAUUAUUAAGAAGAAAAAAUAUAUAUUACAAAUAUAUUCUUAAUAUAAAUGAAUAUAAUAAUCUAGAUAAUACUUACAAAUACAAAACAAAAAGGAAAUUCAUAAAUUAUAAUAAUAUAAAUAUGAAAGGUAAUAAUAAUAAUAAUAAUAAUAAUAAUAUAUAUAAUACAAACAACUUUUAUGAAUAUAAUGAUUACAUUUCUAUAAAAAAUAUUCUACAAAAAAAAAUCGAAUUAUUAGAUGAUGAUUAUAUUUGUUCUAGAAUGUUUGAUACACAAUCGGAAAAAAUGUAUGGAGAAAAAAAUUAUUUAUUUGAUGUUAAGAAUUAUAUUUAUAAUAUGAAUUUUAUAAAUAAUAAUUAUCAAGAAAAUUCUUAUAUAAAUGAUAUAUUCAACGGAAAAAAAAAAAUAUUUACAUUACAAAUUUCUGAUCAUGAUAAACAUAUGAAUUAUAAUAGUAUAUAUAUGGAUUGUAUACAAAAUAAUCAUAUCAUAACAAAUGAUCAUUUAAACAAAAUGAAUAAGGCAAAUAAUAUUAAUCAUUUAAAUACAAAUAAAAAUUAUCUUCAUAAUUUUAUAUCGAAUUAUGAUUCAUUUCAUUUAAGUGAUAAGAAAAAAUAUUCAUAUAAUAAUAAUCAUAAUAAUAAUGAAAAUUAUAAUAAUGAGAAUUAUAAAACUGAUGAAAUCAUUCAAAAAAAAAUAGAUACUAGUAUAUGGAAAAAUAUAGAUUCUAUUUUCCCAGAAUCUUUUAUAAAUUCUGAUGAACAAAAUGCAUGCAAUUAUGAUCCCAUAGAUUCUAUAAAUUUGGGUUCUUCUUUUUUUUCUAACAAUGAAAAGAAAUAUAUUCAAAUAAAUAACCAAAUGAAAAAGGAAUGUCUGUUAUUAAAUAUAAAUUAUGAUAAACAAUAUAACAUUAUUUAUAAUAAAUAUAAUAAUAUAUCUCAUUAUGAUGACAUAAAUGAUUUUAAUAAUAAUAAUAAUAAUAGUUUUAUAAAAGAUAUAUAUGAAAUACAUAUGGAAAAGAAUACAAAGAGGAAUAAAGAAAAAAAAAAAAAAAAAAAAUAUAUUUUCCUAAAUGAUAAAGAAAAAGAAAAAGGAAAAAGAAAUAAUCAUAAAACAACACAUCAUCAUAAUAAUAAUAAUAUUACUUUUACAGAGGAUGAGUCAUAUAAGUCAUUUUAUUCAAAUAACUUUAAAAAUGAAGUAAAGUGCAUGAAAUAUAUAAAUCUAACUCAAAGUUUAUAUGAUGCGAAAUAUAGAUUAUUGUUAUUGUUUUAUAAAUUUAUAAUAAUACUUAAACAUAAAGAAUUAUUAGAAAAUGCAAAUUAUAUAAAAGAAGAAAAAGAAUUUUUAAAGAAACAUCAUAUAAAAAGAAAUAUCCCUUUCCUUUUUUUUAUAUAUGAAUUAAUGAUAACAUUUUUGAAUACAGCUGAUAAUAUAAAUAAAAAUACUUACUAUUAUGUAUUAAUAAUAAAUAUUCUUGUGAAUUUAUUUUUAUUUGUAAAUAAAAGAGAUUAUGAUAAGGAUAAUUAUUAUAUAAGUGAUAUAAAUAAUGAUAAAAACAAAAAGAAUAUAAAUGAUUCAUUUGAACCUAAAACAGAAAUGAAUAAUAACAAUAUAAAAUGUUCAAAAAAUAAUAUGAGAAAUAAUAAAAAUGAUAAAGAAUAUAUAGACAGUCAUUCUAAUUAUGCUAUGUUUUAUUGUAAUUUAUAUGGUGAUAAUUUUUUUAUAUCUAAUGGAAGGAAAAAUAAUGAAAAUAUUGUAUUUCAUACAUUACAUAAUAUGUCACAUAAAGAGAUGUGUAAAUAUUAUUUGAUAGGAAAGAAUAGAUAUAUAGAAAAUUAUAUAAAUAAAAUAAUAUUAAAAAAUAAAAAUAAAAUAAAUAAUAGUUCUUCUUUAAAUAUUAAUAAGAAAAUUGAUAAUAUUUUAUAUUCAUAUAUAAAUAUAACAGAUGAUACUUUAAAUACUAAGAAAAAGAACAAAUUAAUUAUUAAACGUUAUUAUUUAAAAAAAUCAAUAAAAAAGAAUAAGUAUUUAUAUAAUAUGCCUAUCUUUUUGUCAUUAUUUCUUAGAUGUAUCACUAUACAUUUACAUUAUUUUAAAUUUUAUCAUAGCUAUAUUUAUUUUUUAAAACAUUAUAAUAUGUUACAUAUACCACAUGCUGUUCAUAAACAUUUAUAUUCAACACAUCAUUUUAAUAUUAAUAUUUUUGUGAAUAUGUUAGAAUUGUUUUAUGUUUUUAUGCAAAUAUAUAAUAAUUAUUUCCUAAGUUUUUGUGAUAUAUCUAGUAUUAAUAAGAAUAUGCAAGUAGACAAAAGAUAUUAUUAUCAAUACAGUAAUAAAAAUGAAGAUGAUGAAAAGAAUGUAUCUUCUUUAUAUAAAGAAAAAUAUAAUAAUCAAAUAAAUAUAAAAGAUACAUAUAAUAAUAUGUAUCCUUUAAAUAACAAAUUUGUAAUUAUAUAUUUAAAUACAUUAAAAGAAAUUUUGAAGGAAUGCUAUGAUUGUCAUUUAAGACAUAUGAAACAUAAUGAAAAUAUGGAGAAGUCAUCAUUUAUUGAACAUUUAUUAUUAUAUUUUUUAUACAAUAGAAUUAAUACAAUAUAUGAAUUAUUUUAUAAUUUUUAUUUUACAUAUUUAAGAAAAAAAGAAUAUAAUAAUGAUAUAUUAUUAGAUAUAGUAAAUGAGCAUAUAUAUAAUAUUAUUGGAAAUCGAAUUUAUGAUCAAUUAAAUAAAAUAAAUAAUUUUCUAGAUGAUAAAGAAUAUUAUUAUUUCUAUAUUAAUACAUUAACAUUUAUAACAUUAAAUAAACAAAUAUGUAUAUAUAUUAUGAAGAAAAAAAUUUUAAACAAACUUAUAUAUAUACCUUGUAUAUAUCAUUCAUUAUUUGAUAAAAAUAAAAAUUUCACUUCUAUAUAUCAAUUAAAUAAUAAUCAGUAUAUUCGAAAUAAAGAACAUAUAAUAUUCUGUUCAUUAAUUGUCUUUAUAAUAAAGCUAUUAUAUAUAUUUGUAAAAAAUUUUAAGCAAACAAAUUAUCACAACAAUGAAAAUAUUGAAGAUAUUAAAAGUAAUGAAAGUAUUGAAAGUAUUGAAAAUAUGAAUAAUAUGGGACAUGUAUUUUAUUCCUCCUUCAUAUCAGAAAAUCCAUACCAUCAUGUAACCAAAAAUUUAGAUUUUUAUAACGACCACACCUUCAUGGAAUCAAUGAAAAUUGCAACCAGUAGGGUUCAUGAAAAUCCAUACUAUAGAAAAAAUAUGAAAGAAUCAAAUACUUCGAAUGAACAUAAAAUUAGAGAUAAUAAUAUGGAUAUUAACAAUAGUAAUAAUUUUUUAAGAAGUAAUGAUACAAAUACAACUACAAAUAAUGAUCAUAAUAAUAAUUCUCAUAAAUAUAAAGGAACUUAUAAAGUUUAUCGUAUUCAUGAUGAAGAAGAUAUCGUUCAAGAUAAUAAUUAUAGUAGUGAUGACUAUGUUAAUACAAAUUAUAAUUUCCAUGAGCAUAAUAAUUAUGAAGAGAGUUCUAAAGAUAAUAGUCAUAACAACAGUAGUUGUGAUGAUGAUAAGCAUUUAAAUAAUGCAUAUACAUCUUCAAAUAAAAAAAGAAAAGAAAAAAGAAAGAAAAAUGAAAUUAUUCCUAAUGAAAUAGAAUAUUUCUUAGAAUCAAUUUUAAAUGUUGUAGGUAAAUUAUCAGAUCGUAUAAAUUUUAUAUUUUUAAAAAUUGAAAAAAUUAAUUGUUUAGCUAUAUUUGAAGAAUCUUAUCUAUAUGUUGAACUGUUAACAAAAAUAUCAUAUUAUUGUAAUAUAUAUAAUAUAAAUAAUUUCUUAAUAUCUUUGAUGGAUAAAAGAGUUGAGCAUCAUUUAUUUUAUAUAAAUAGAAUAUUAGAAAAAUUUAUUUAUGAAAAAGAAGUUAUUAUAUAUCCAUAUAGUCCUUAUGAAAUUAAUGCAUCAAAAAAUAUACCUAAUAAUCAAGAUAAAAAAAAUAAAAAAAAAUCAACAAAAAAUGAACUUACAUUAUUUACACAAAGAGUAUUAUAUAUAUGUUAUAAAUCUAUUCUUAAUUAUAACACAAUAUUAUUAAAUCUAAUUCAAAAUCCUUAUUUUAAAAAUUCCCAUUUUAUUAUUCAUCUUUAUAUUUUAAUACUCAAAUCAACUAGACUGGUUACAAAUAUAAUUGAGCAUUUUGGAAAAAAAAAUACAACCCUAAUAAGAACAAUAAAAGCAAGUGAUAAUAAUUCAUAUGUCCCAAUUUGCCUUGAUAUUUUAAAUAGCGAAAAAGAAAAGAAAAAAGAAAAAAUACAGUAUACUAGAGGUGCAGGUAAAACCAGUUUUGCUUAUUAUCUGAGUGAUAGUAAUACCCGUAGUGAAGAAUCAGCAUAUCCUGGAGAAAUUAUUCAAUAUAAUAAAUCUAUUGAUGAAUAUAUAAAUACUCAAAGAAUUUAUAAAAAUGAUUACUUAUUUAAUUUCUUACCAGAAUUUAUAUCAUUAAAAACUUAUUAUAAUAUAUUAAAAGAAAUUUUAGAAAGAAGUGCAUUCUUAGGAGCAUUUGUUUUAGAUAAGUUUAAAAAUUCAGACGAAGAUUCAUGCUUAAAACAAAUACUUGUAAGUAAUAUUUUUUCUUAUCUAAUACAUAUUAAUGCAACCUUAUUACCAUCAAAUAUAUGUACAAAUAAUCUAAAAAAAAAAUGUACCCUCAUAUAUAAUUAUGUUGUCAAUGUUCAUAAAAAGUAA
Messenger RNA from Plasmodium adleri (nom. inval.), 12042 nucleotides. RefSeq names its product conserved Plasmodium membrane protein, unknown function. Bases 1 to 12042 code for a protein of 4013 amino acids. The record is from RefSeq and is a predicted model, not a curated record. The transcript has 3 exons. Lineage: Eukaryota; Apicomplexa; Aconoidasida; Haemosporida; Plasmodiidae.